CACUAUUUCAACCAGUGUGAUUCCUAAAUCCCUCUCCAUGCGACAUGUCGCAACUUAGUUACUGACUGCCUGAGGUCAGAGUUGAAUAGAUGGCAGUGCCGAGUGUCAAUUCAGUAUGCAGUACUAAAUGUAGAAACAACAGAUAUGUACAAUGAAUUGCGCGGGUGCGUUAGAGCCACCAGGUAACGUGGGUUAGAAGCCUUGUGGUCCUUCGACUCCACAAGCCACUAUGGCAUCCCCUCAUCCCUCAUCCUUGGGAAGCGGUUUGUCUACACCACCCCAGUACAGAGGUGUCGGAGUGGCUUUGGCUGUUGGGUCGGGUGUUUUUAUCGGCUCAUCGUUCGUUUUCAAGAAGAGGGGUCUUAUAGCAUCACAAAGAGAUGGUGCUGCGGGGGAAGGAGUUGCAUAUCUCAAGAAUUUUGUCUGGUGGACAGGAAUGUGCAUGAUGAUUAUUGGCGAACUGAUGAACUUCGGUGCCUACGCAUUUACAUCGGCCAUCAUAGUAACACCGCUGGGCGCGUUAUCGGUGGUCAUAUGUGCUGUAUUGUCAUCUAUAUUCCUCAAGGAAAAGCUGUCGCUGUUCGGAUGGAUCGGUUGCUUCCAGUGCAUUGUGGGAAGUAUUAUUGUUGCUCUUAAUGCCCCUCAAGAGCAAUCUGUGAACACUAUAACGGAGUUCAGGCACCUCUUCCUCGCCCCUGGGUUUCUCGUGUUUGGGAGUGUGAUAAUUGUCGCUGCGCUAUUCAUCAUAUUUUUCGUUGCCCCACGUUACGGAAGAAGCAGCAUGCUAUGGUAUAUUUCGGUCUGCUCCAUGAUCGGAGGUCUGAGUGUGUCUUGUACAACGGGCCUUGGCUCAUGCAUUGUUACAAGUAUACGAGGAGAAAAUCAGUUUAAGAACUGGUUCAUCUACUUCCUGAUGGCUUUCGUUGCAACCACCUUAAUCACGGAGAUUUACUAUUUGAAUAUUGCUCUCGCAUUAUUCAACACUGCCAUGGUCACCCCAACGUACUACGUGAUGUUUACUGGGUGCACUUUGAUAACAACGAUUGUGCUGUACCAGGGCGUGAAAGCGUCUAUUUCCGCUAUUCUCACCGUUGUGUUCGCAUUCCUUAUCAUUUGCUCUGGUAUAACACUCCUUCAAAUUUCAAAGGUGGAGCCAACCAAGUUACGGGGUCUGGAUAGACGAACCACUCUACUGCUCCAAGCAGCUCGUGAAGAAGUUGCCGAGCCCGAAAUCGACGAUCCAGAGAAGGGCCUGCUGCAAGCUUCGGAGGAGCCGGGCCUUGAUGCUCUUCGCGGAACGUUCGGUGUAGGUGGUACAAUUGUGCGGGCUCGCCGGCGAGCUUCCACAUUAGGCACAGGCAGCGCGAAUUCCAUCCAUCGUUCCACUUCGGGAACCAGCCGGAAGAACAGCAGAGCUCGCAGCGGGCAUGACCUGCACCAUGACAAUCAUGCCGAGAGAGAGUGGGAGAAUGUGGCAGGGAAGGGUGUCCGCCGCUUCCAACUGACUGACGCACCAGUAUCACCGCCCGCCACAGCUCCUCCCGCAGCUCCCCCUCCUUCCUUUGGGCUGAAAAGGAAGAAAAGAGAUUCGCACGGAUCUGCCGUAGCUGUCCGUGGUUCGAUCGCGGGCGGCGAUGAGGCAGCUUUACCUGUCGAGAAGUUAUCCUUGUCUGCCCUCCUGGCACAGCAGGAAUGGGCUACUUCCCAAAGAUUUGAUGUCUCUGAAGUUCCCCCUCCCAAAAGCGGUAAUGUAUCACCAGUCGAUUCGCAGCCGAAGUCCAUCAACCAGCACAUCCAUUUCACUGAGUCAACGGGACCGCAUCCGGAUCAUUCGGCGUCAUCUGUACGCCUAGUAACGUCUUCGAGACGACACCACAAUAUUUUGAAUCCGAGGAAGUCUAUUCCACCAAUCUCCCAGACGCCGCCACUAGAGUCAGGAUCAACGACAUCGACAUCAUCACCACAAAAAUUACAGAAUUCGACGGCCCACCAGCGCCCACACAUUCCAUUAGCUGCCAAGAUCUCGCCAGAAGAAGCACCAGGUCCUACCGUGGAAGCAAGGGAUUCAACGUCUUCGCCAUUGUCAAACCCGCUUUCGGCUACCCCCCAGGCGCAAGAGGGAAGCGAAUCGGAAGACGAAGAUUUGGUGGCGGGGACUAUCACAACUGUCGAACCUCUCAAUGCGCCGGCAGGCCACUCUGAUCCGAUCAGUGAAUCCACGGACAGCUCCACUGACCGUUCCGGCAACCGUGCUCUUGCUUCAAGGCGACAUCUGCGCUGAUGUACUGCGUUCAUUUUCUUGACUUUAUGAUUGUUUACGCACAUGUCGUGCGAACAGUAAAGGUAUACCCGGCAGUCGACAGUUUUCAUGCGGAUUACUGCCUACCCCGCCAUCUAUAUUUAAUCCAUCGUUAUGAUACCACACACCCAGUACCCGAUGGCAUAUCUGACACCUUUCACAUACUUUCAUACUUACAAUAUACCGAGUCGAUCAUUGUCCGCGUCC
This is a messenger RNA of Cantharellus anzutake, 2506 nucleotides long. Its product is annotated as magnesium transporter NIPA-domain-containing protein. Gene Ontology annotation, biological process: magnesium ion transport. NCBI's taxonomy places the organism in Eukaryota, Fungi, Basidiomycota, Agaricomycetes, Cantharellales, Hydnaceae. Gene Ontology annotation, cellular component: membrane. The record is from RefSeq and is a predicted model, not a curated record. Bases 230 to 2281 code for a protein of 683 amino acids. The transcript is spliced from 11 exons. Gene Ontology annotation, molecular function: magnesium ion transmembrane transporter activity.